AUGUCCAGUACUAUUCACGAUGCGGUUGGGCGUAUGAAGGUCUCACUCCGAAACAAUAGAGACCUGCCACCUGUUCGGUUAUCGAAUGUUGCCAAAGAAUUUGUCGACAACAGAGUAGAAAUUAACGGUUGUAGAGCAAUCGACUUACCAGUCGCAGAUGGCAGUUCCCCGAUCGACAAAGCCAGGAAGGAACUCCCUGUCGACGAGGCUGACAUUGUUGACCCCCACGAAGAUAUCCACUGCAAACAUUUUGCAGAAGUCCUGCAGUCAUUUGAAAAUGCGCUGCCGGACAAAUAUAAGACGCGAUUUAAGUUGCAAGACAAACAUAGCUGGUCAGAAGUCAUCGAGGAGGCCAGUAUCGCUGAGAUGAAGUACAAAAAGAAAAGCAGCGAAUCUCCGUUCGGCAAGGUCCGCGGGUUUUUUAGGUCACUGCAAAAGAGGUCAGCUAUUAUAGAGAACUGGCUCGAUCUGCUACCCACUCAAAGUCAAUAUGGGAGUCUGAUAUGCGGCGGUAUCAAAAUGAUUUUGCGCGCGGCCACGAGGAUGGACGAAGUCAAAGAGUUCAUUUUCAAGGCACUGGCAACUAUCCCUGACGAGGUGGAGAAGGCGCAGUUGAUGAUUGACUACAACCAGGACCUGCAGGCCUUCUCGCGCCUGUACAAUCGAGUCUCGUCUCUCUACUCAACUAUUUUUGGAAUCCUUGAACACAUCAUUACUUGGUACGGACAGAAAUGUGCACCCCGGUAUUUUAAAGCUAUAAUUCAACAGAGCAGUUACGAAAAGGUGUUGGAAGACAAGAUUAAAGAAUUCAAGGAAGUAGUAUCUUCUGUGAUGAGUGAAGCUCUUCUGUGUGGUAUGAACCGUUUCCAGGUUAUGGAUGCACGUCUUCAGGAGAUUCUUGACUGCGUUUAUGGUGUGGUGCUCAGCAACCCAAGGAUAAAUCCCCAGACCGGUCAAAUGCUGCAACCACAGCCUAUUCCAAAACAAGUACAAAGGGGAAAGGCUAUAUCAAGACAGUCUCUGUGCGAAUCUAUCUUAAGAUACGAUGGGGAUAUUCCUCUGACGGAUCUGACUGUUGUCAUGCAUCGAGGAACUGAACUCAGCCUGGAAGAACAAGAUCGAAUCGUAUAUGUCAUUAACAGCGAAAGUCUGAGAAAUUGGCUUUUAGAGCCAACAAAGGCCACGCUUCUUAUCAGUGGCCAUUCCGAGGAUUUUGGGAGUGGCAUUUCAUCAAUGUCUUUCUUGGCCGCCCACGUUGUCCAAUCCACCCGACAAGCACAGAAAAACCGGCCGAUUUGCCUACACUGGUUCACCCAUCAGCACCGCGAUACUCGUAAAGAUGCAGACGCCAAUGUCCAUGGUAUAAUUAGACAUCUUAUCGGCCAACUUCUGCAUGCCCGUACUGGGUUCGAUCUCUAUUUUAUCAAACGCAGUACCGCAAUUUUGAUGCGUGAAAAUGACCUCAAAGUCCUCUGUGACGUGUUCGACCAGCUCAUCUUCCAGCUUCCACAGAAGACAGUCACAUUUUGCGUUCUAGACUGGCUAGCUUGUUUGGAAUACCACGAGAGGACGGAAGUACAGUACUUGCUCAAAAGACUUCGAGCAAUUGCAAGACACACGAGUGGCGAAGGGAGCCUGUUUAAAUUGUUGCUGACGCAUCCCGGAGGAGCCUUUCGUGCUGCGGCUAUUUUUAGUCCAGAAGAGGCUCUGGACGUACCUGAAGCUGGUGAUGGGAAUCGUAUGGGUUUCAAUAGUUUGAUGUGGAAUGCAAAAGUUGGUGGUAAUAUCAAUCAACUAAGCCUCAAGUCAACGCAGUGAAGAAAAGCUACUAUGUUCACGGGCGGUCUAUGACUCGGAUAACAAAGAGCAGCUUUCGAAUGGUGUAACAGACUGGUAUUCUCUAUACUCAUUUGGGGCAGUAAUUGGUUAUAUCAGCUAGGCGACGACCAGAGAACAGAGCCAUUAGGUUUAUGAGCUACAGAUGCAUGGGUUAUUCAAAAAGGACUAAUAUGUUAGAGCAAGAAAGAGAAUAAAACGGCGACAUAUUCUCAAGAUUAAAGAAAGGAUCCC
Messenger RNA from Talaromyces proteolyticus, 2070 nucleotides. RefSeq lists its product as uncharacterized. The record is from RefSeq and is a predicted model, not a curated record. NCBI's taxonomy places the organism in Eukaryota, Fungi, Ascomycota, Eurotiomycetes, Eurotiales, Trichocomaceae. The transcript is spliced from 2 exons. Bases 1 to 1818 code for a protein of 605 amino acids.